CUCUUGAUUUUUUUUUUUUUAAAUUCAGGGUGGGCAGAGGAUAUGAAAAGUCAUGAAAUUAAUUUUGGUAGAUUAACUCUGAAAAGUUCCUUUGAAAAGCCCGAUGCCUCCUUUGGAACUAUGUACAUUACCUGUCAUGGCAUGGAGCUCAUCAGAAACUUCCAUGCACACAUAUGGACCACGUGUCACCGCCUCUCCCAAGGGAUAACUUUCUUCCUUCUCCGACCUUCUCUUGUUUGCUAAGGUUCCUCUAGGAUGGACCAGAUUUCUGACUUUUUCUGCAAGCUGGUUGGUUCACUGUUUUAUUACCUUGUAGAAAGGGCUUCUUACCUGCUGUGAUUCUGAGAUCCAAGGAGAAUGAGCAGUGAGGCCUCAGAAUGAGCCGGGGGUCACUCUGAACAGGGCAGGGCAGAGCACGGUCAAUUGGCAUGUUUUAUUUGUUUCCAUGUCAUGACAAAUUAACCCCAUUAAAAAAUAAGACUAUGUGUGUAGCUUACUCCCGCCGCCACCACCUGCAUGAAGUGGAGUUUAACUCCUCAUCCCCAGGAUGCGGGCUGUGUUAUGUGACUUACUCCAAAGAGCGGAGUAUGAUGAGGUGGGAGGUGAGUGUGUGGAGGAGAAAACCUGGCAGACGCUUCCUCAGCCAGGGUGACCAGGGUCAGCGUCAGCAGUGGUAAGUCACAUGACAGGAUGUGUCCUUGAUGAGACUUAACAGGAAGUGUGCAUCACCUCAAAUGCUGUAAUCUCAGUCUGAUGAUGAGAAAGCCCAUCACAGUAAAACCCCUGUUGAGGGACAUCCUACCGAAUGCCUGACUGGUACUCCUCGGAACUGUCAAGGUCAUCAAAGACAAGGCGAGUCCGAGGGACUGUAACAGACCAGAGGAGGUGAAGGAGCUGGGUGAAGACGUCUUAAGCCAGAGGAAUGACUCUCUAGUUGUGGAGUUUCAGUCGUCAGCCAGCAGAUGCAGGAGUGUCUACGAACCAGAUAGAAAUGUGUUACGGAGGAAAGAACGAGAGAGAAGAAAUCAGGAAACACAACAGGAUGACAGCACGUUUAAUUCGAGCUACUCCCUCUUCAGCGAACCCUACAAGACUAACAAGGGGGAUGAGCUCUCCAGCCGCAUCCAGAACACUUUAGGCAAUUACGAUGAAAUGAAGGACUUUUUAACAGAUAGAUCUAACCAGAGUCAUCUGGUUGGCGUCCCCAAACCUGGGGUUCCUCAGGCUCCUGUGAACAAGAUUGACGAGCAUUUCGUGGCAGAUCCGAGAGCCCAGACCCAGCCUGCAUCUGUCGGCAGCACCACCUCCACACCAGCAGCUGUCCCUGGGCAGCAGAGUAAGCGGGGCGCCAUGGGCUGGCAGAAGGCUGGCCACCCGCCGUCCGAUGGUCAGCAGAGAGCAGCACCACAGGGCUCUCUCAGGACCUUGCUCGGAGAUGGGGUUGGCAGACAGCAGCCACGGACCAAACAAGUCUGCAACGUCGAAGUAGGUCUUCAGACCCAGGACAGGCCGCCUGCCAUGACAGCCAAGCACAGCAGUGGUGGCCACUGUGUCCAGAACUUUCCUCCAUCCCUGGCUUCGAAGCCCAGCCUGGUCCAGCAGAAGCCAACUGCCUACGUGCGGCCAAUGGAUGGCCAAGACCAGGCUCCUGACGAGUCUCCAAAGCUCAAGUCGUCCACAGAAGCCAGCGUGCACUGCACGUCGUACAGGGGCGGCCCCGCUGCCAAGCCAGAGUCCGCCAGAGCCAAGGGCAAGCUUUCCAAGUUUGGCAUCCCCAAGCAAGGAGAGGAGAGUAGAUCUGGAGAAACCAACAGCUGUGUUGAAGAAAUCAUUCGGGAAAUGACCUGGCUUCCACCACUUUCUGGUAUUCAAGCACCUGGCAAAGUGGAACCAAGCAAAUUUCCAUUUCCAAAUAAGGACUCUCAGCUCGUUUCCUCUGGACACAAUAAUCCAAAGAAAGGUGAUGCUGAACCAGAGAGUCCAGACAAUGGCACGGCCAAUACAUCCUCUCUGGGAUGGUUAUCCCCAUUUACAGAUAAGGGAAAUGAUGCACUGAGAGGAAUGCUAGAAGAUGACCUUAAGCUAAGUAGCGAUGAAGAGGAGAAUGAACAGCAGGCAACCCAGAGAACAGCUCUCCACGCUCUGUCUGACAGCGCCGGGGUCCAGCAGGCCAACGGCAGGGCCUCUGCGCCCUCCAGCAAGGGCAGCAGCAGCGGCAGCAGCAGCAGCAGCGGGAGCAGUUCCUCCAGUGACUCUGAGAGCAGCUCGGGAUCUGACUCGGAGACUGAGAGCAGUUCCAGCGAGAGUGAGGGCAGCAAGCCCCCCCACUACUCCAGCCCCGAGGCUGAGCCAGCGUCCUCUAACAAGUGGCAGUUGGAUAAAUGGCUGAACAAAGUUAAUCCCCACAAGCCUCCUAUUCUGAUCCAAAAUGAAAGCCACGGGCCGGAGAGCAAUCAGUACUACCCUCCUGUGAAGGAUGAUACGCAGGACUGUGGGAAGCUUCCAGAAGUCUGCCCCAGCAGCCUGAGAGACAAGGACAUCAAGAGCGCCUGCAAGGAGGAGCAGAGACCAAGGACCGCGAACAAGGCCCCCGGGAGCAAAGGGGUGAAGCAAAAGUCCCCUCCCGCUGCCGUGGCCGUGGCUGUGACCGCCGCCCCCGCCGCCCCGCCACCCGCUGUGCCCGGGGCGCCUGCCGAGAGCGCGCCUCCACCGGCCCGGAGGUCAGGGGGCAAGAAGCCCACCCGGCGCACCGAGAGGACCUCUGCCGGCGACGGCGCCAACGGCCUCCGGCCUGAGGAGCCCGCGGCCGCCGAUGCGCUGGGGGCGAGCGUGGCGGUUCCCCCGGAGCCCACCAAGCCCAGGCCCUGCGGCAACGGCAGGACCAGCCACCGCAAGGAGCUGCGCUCGGCCGUGACCUGCGAGAAGCGCCGCACGCGGGGGCUGAGUCGGAUCGUCCCUAAAUCCAAAGAGUUCAUCGAGACAGAGUCUUCCUCUUCGUCCUCCUCCUCAGACUCGGACCUGGAGUCAGAGCAGGAGGAUUAUCCCCUGUCCAAGGCGCAGGCGGUGGCCACCGCCGCCCCUGGGAACGAGCAGAGGCUGAAGGAGGCUGCCAACAGCAUCAUCGGCGGCGGCCCCCGGGCCCCGGUGGGCUCCAUCAAUGCCAGGACCACAAGUGACAUCGCCAAGGAGCUAGAAGAGCAGUUCUACACCCUGGUCCCCUUCGGCCGCAAUGAACUCCUCUCCCCCUUGAAGGACAGUGAGGAGGUCAGGUCGCUCUGGGUCAAAAUUGACUUGACCCUCCUGUCCAGGAUCCCAGAACACCUGCCUCAGGAGCCGGGGGUCUUGAGCGGUCCUGCAUCCAAGGAAGCUGAGAGCGCGCCCCCAAGCCACACAGCUGACGCGCCCCCAGAAAAGGCUUUGCCAAAAUCCAAGAGGAAACGUAAGUGUGACAACGAAGACGACUACAGGGAGAUCAAGAGAGCCCAGGGAGAGAAGGAGAGCUCCUCACGACUGACCGCCUCUGGCAGCAGUACCCUGUCUGCCAACCACUGCAACAUGACCAUCAACAGCUUGGCAAUACCAAUAAAUAAAAAUGAAAAAAUGCUCCGGUCGCCCAUCUCACCCCUCUCCGAUGCUGCGAAACACAAAUACCCAGGCGAGGACUUCACUUCCUCCAGCAGAUCCAACAGCAGUGGUUUGUUCCCUUCCAACUCCUCCAACAAAAAGCAUAAGGCCGAGAGCCAGCUGCAGACCCACGCUGGAGACCUCCCGAAAGCAGCUCACGGCAACUCCGAAAGCGUUCUCCAUAAGUCACGCCCGCAGACAGAGCCGUGGUCUCCGGGCUCCAAUGGCCACAGGGACUGCAAAAGGCAGAAGCUCAUCUUCGAUGAUAUGCCACGCAGUGCAGAUUAUUUUAUGCAAGAAGCUAAGCGAAUGAAGCAUAAAGCAGACGCAAUGGUGGAAAAGUUUGGAAAGGCUCUGAACUAUGCUGAAGCAGCCUUGUCAUUUAUUGAGUGUGGAAAUGCCAUGGAACAAGGCCCCAUGGAAUCUAAAUCUCCUUACACGAUGUAUUCGGAAACAGUAGAGCUUAUCAGGUAUGCUAUGAGACUAAAAACCCACUCAGGACCCAAUGCCACGCCAGAGGAUAAACAGCUGGCUGCAUUAUGUUACCGAUGCCUGGCUCUCCUGUACUGGCGGAUGUUUCGACUCAAAAGAGAUCAUGCUGUAAAGUAUUCAAAAGCACUUAUCGACUAUUUCAAGAAUUCAUCUAAAGCUGCCCAAGCCCCAUCUCCAUGGGGGGCCAGUGGAAAGAGCACUGGAACCCCAUCCCCCAUGUCUCCCAACCCCUCCCCCACCAGCUCCGUGGGAUCUCAGGGGAGCCUCUCCAAUGCCAACGCCCUGUCGCCUUCAACCAUCGUCAGCAUCCCGCAGCGCAUCCACCAGAUGGCAGCCAAUCACGUCAGCAUCACCAACAGCAUCCUUCACAGCUAUGACUACUGGGAGAUGGCAGACAACCUGGCCAAGGAAAACAGAGAAUUCUUCAACGACCUGGACCUGCUCAUGGGGCCAGUCACCUUACACAGUAGCAUGGAGCACCUGGUCCAGUACUCCCAGCAGGGCCUGCACUGGCUGCGGAACAGCGCCCACCUGGCAUAGGGACCUCGCCUCCGAGCCAGACUGUGCUCUUGUCUUCAUGGACGGCUCAGCGUUGCUGGACACUGUGCUACUGAAGUUCCCAGCUACAGCAUUUCUCCAACCGCGGUGAAUAUUUUCUCAGCAUCGCACAAUGGUCUUUCUUCCCAGGGCACGUGUGUUUGUCUGUGUGGGUGUCGAAGCAGCUGCCUGUGUGUGUGUAUAAGACACCCAGCUCUUGAGAACACCUCUUUCUCUGUCUAGUUUUCAGAAUCCCAGGCUAGACAAAGUGAUCAGACAUUUCUGAUGAAAGAAAAUGUGUUUACACACACAUACAUACACGCGCACACGCGCGCACACACACACACACACACACUCUUUCUAGUUCAAAGCUAAACCAUGACUUCUUAGAACGUUCAACCAAAAUCUCAUGGGUUAGUUAACCAGGUGCAAUACAGCACACCAAAAGCUUGACUGCCAGUUAAGAUGAACCUAGUUCUUAUAUUCUUGAUUACUUUCAGUAUUAAUAUCCUCUUCCCCAAUUAUUAUUUUUUGAUUGUGUGUAUUAAUGGAUAAUUGAAUAAUGAAAAUCAGUCAGUUAUUUUUGUGCUGGCCGUUUACUAGAGUGCAUGUUACCAAAUACCUUUUAUCUAGCACCUGCCCCCCCCAUCCAACUUUACUGUCAGCUAAACAUGUUAGAAGCAAAUGAAUGGACUCCCACAGGCCCUCCCUGCCCUGCCUCCCAGAAUAGUGACCUUGACACUGAGAUGUGGUAAAAAGUCUUGGUGUCUUUGAAAACGAACCAACAUUAAAGCAGCAACGACUGUGUUUAGGGCGCUCAGUGAGGAACUGCCACCUUCUUCAGAGGCCAUGAGCCUGCCCAGCACGUCUUUUUCUUCUUCCUGCCACUGUGACAGACAGAGGCUGUAGAGCCACAUGGCAUUUGCCAGCCACUAUUUUUCAUAUCUUUUCUUUCCGUGAUCACUUUCUUACCACUGUUCUAGGGUAUUGCCUAGAACGCCUCUUCACUGGGCAUCUGUAUCUGUUGCUUAUCAGGCCAAGAACUCUUUGCCAUCCUGAUUCUGCCUCAUCCUCUUGGUCUUUAUAGAAAGUGCCCCUGGUGGCCUCCCAUGCAUUUUGAUCUGGGGGAAUGUGUUUUAGGCUUUGAUUAGCAAGCUCCUUACUCUACAGAGCAAGUUAUUCCUGCCAUGACCGCAGUGGUGUCUGGGGUCGCAACGACCAGACAUCAUGCUUCCGCCCUGUGCGUCUGAUAUGUUUACGUCUUGCCUUUGAUUCUUGUCUUUUUUUCUUUUUUCUUUUUUUUUAAUUAAGUUUACAUUUUCCUUUCUGGACAUCUUGUUUACAGUUUUUGUCUGGAAUUUAUUUCUUGUGUUGUCUCUUGUCAUACCCUAGAUGUAGUCUUCUUGUUCAAUAUAUUUGGAUAUAAAAAUAUUGGUAAAAAAAAAAAAAAAACUCCUGGAAAAGAGGAUAAUCCUUGCCACACUUUAAAAACAAAAAUAAUAACCUUGAGGCCUCUCACUUGACAAAAUUGCCCCCAAAUCGGCCUGAGAAAGACAGGCGAUAUGAUGUGUGGAAUAAUCCAUUUUGCAAGACGAAGGUAACACAAAACACAUCUAACAGGUACUGAUGGGCUCAUGGGUGUGGUUGCCACGUUAAUAUAUUUGUCAGCCUGAUCUGUCGGGAGAAAUCAGAUGGCUAUAAUUCGCUCCAAGCACUGAUUCAAAACCAUACAAAUGAUUGAACAGCUUCGGUGAUUGGAAGUGAAUCUCAACGACCAGGUGAAGGCUCUGUGAAAUUUCCAUUUGGCCUUGGCCUUCAAGCAUCUGGAAAUACAAACAGUCUUUCUUUUUGUACGUUUAUCCACCUGAGAUGCUUCUGAUGGUCCUCUCACUAAUUGUUGCCAGGGUUCCCGAUCCCACUGGGGUCAAAGUUAAGACAUUUUUUUUUCUUUUUUGAGGGGAUUGAGGCUCAGUCCCACUCAGUCUUGUGGAAUUUGGAUGAAAUAUUCACGUAAAGGGACGGCCCCCAGGGUCCAGCGUGCAGCCCUGAGGUGCCCCUCUGGCUUUGCCCACCUUUGUGUAGCAGGCCUGGUGGUGGUGUCCACAUGAUGUGCUGCCCCGUGAAACCCAUCUGAACACGUAGGUGGUCUCUGGCCAGUGGUGCCAGCUGCACUCAGGCAGCAGCCAUUUCCAAUGCAACGUGAAACUGGUCAUUCAGGGGCGGUCGCAGCACACCGUUCUCAGCAUCUGUUUCAUUCCCGCUGGGUAGGGCCUGUUGGGGCAGUGGUUUUGCUUUGCUUUGCCAUCCAUGAUUUCGCCAUUGUGGCGUCUUUUGAUCAUUGCUUGUUUCUUGCAUUGAGUUUUGUCCCCAGUAGAAAGGUCUCCCUUGCGUUUUCUGAUUGCAAAAGGAACACAUGCUCAUAGAAAAAAUGCACCCAAUACAGAGACGUGGAAAAUCGGAAGACUCAGCCCCCUCCCCCAGAGCCAACCACUGCUCAUCCUUUCCUGUAUAUCCUCUGGAAACCUCCCAUGUAAAUAUAGAAGGUCUAUUGGCAUUUUUUUUUCCUAUUUGAAGCCAUUCUUUCAUCAGAAGUUCAUAUGCGUUCAGCAGGCCUUCUCCUCCAUAAUCUGAAUGGACCUUGAUCACAAUUGUUCUGGUUCUCUCUGAAUUCAGAGAGGAAUCCAAAUAGUUCCCUGAUCAAAAGGUGGGCAUUUGUUACUCUUCGACACAGCUGGGACUUAACGUGCAGAGCUAUGCUCCGGAAGAGAGGUUUGGUUAAAAUGUAGUUCUGGAAACUUUCAAACUGCCAGUGGAACCUCGGACCCUUUCUCUAAAGAGGAAUGUACUGGGGAAAAGAAAAAAAAGAAAAACCUGAAAGAGUUGACAGAUUGUGCGCGUGAUUGAACACAUGGAAUCAAUGCAAUGAGGCUUCCUGCACUAAAAUGUACCCUCAUAUCUACAACAAUGACGUGUGUAUUAUAUAACAGUGAUGUGUACAUUCCUGACAUCCCAUACAUAAUAUACGCAGUUUGUAUAAAAGCAUUCAUUUAAAAAUAUAUAUGUACAAUACAGCUAACAUAAACCUGUAGUACGCCUGAAGGAUAUGACUAGUGCCUAAUCUUAAGUGUAAGUCCACUGCGUGUUCAAAUCACCUUGGAAGUGCAGUCAUUGUUAUGAAAUGAAUCAGUGCAGCCAACCUUAUUUACAAACCACAUCUUUGAAACUGUGCAGUCGUAUAUACAUAUAUAUUUUUAAAUAACAUUUUUCACGGUUUUCCAGAGUUACUGUUGAAAUCUGUAUCACCAAAAAGAAAAAGAACAAAAGCAAGAUUUUUUUUAAUGAUGUAGACACUCUUCAGACCCAGUAAAUCUGUGUGUGGUUUCCUGUUUGUAGAUACCCAAGAAACUUUAGCAGUCACCAGCCUUAAUGCAUGUACAGGAUAUUAUUGUGACUUAAUUUAUCUGCAGUUUUUAAUCCAUGUGAAAUUGGAAUUUAUAAACUGACUUGGAUUAAAUAUGUCUGCCUUUCUAAGGUUGCCAAUGUUACAUUAAAUGAUUUAUGUUGUAAAUGAGAGACAUUGAGUUGUACGUAAAAAAAAAAAAAAUUGUCCACCCAUUUCUGUGAAUAUUUUUACAAGGAAACUUCAGAAUCAAAAUAUAUUCAAAUAUGCA
This is a messenger RNA of Phacochoerus africanus (Common warthog), 8324 nucleotides long. RefSeq names its product ALF transcription elongation factor 3 (gene AFF3). The coding region runs from base 1153 to 4656 and encodes 1167 amino acids. Gene Ontology annotation, cellular component: super elongation complex; nucleus. Gene Ontology annotation, biological process: regulation of gene expression. The transcript is spliced from 24 exons. Lineage: Eukaryota; Metazoa; Chordata; Mammalia; Artiodactyla; Suidae. The record is from RefSeq and is a predicted model, not a curated record.